This is a messenger RNA of Scedosporium apiospermum, 1794 nucleotides long. Its product is annotated as Endoplasmic oxidoreductin-1. Gene Ontology annotation, cellular component: endoplasmic reticulum; endoplasmic reticulum membrane. The transcript is spliced from 3 exons. Gene Ontology annotation, molecular function: protein-disulfide reductase activity; FAD binding; thiol oxidase activity. NCBI's taxonomy places the organism in Eukaryota, Fungi, Ascomycota, Sordariomycetes, Microascales, Microascaceae. The coding region runs from base 1 to 1794 and encodes 597 amino acids. The record is from RefSeq and is a predicted model, not a curated record. Gene Ontology annotation, biological process: protein folding in endoplasmic reticulum.
AUGCGGCCCCCAUCCAAACUGCUUUGCCUAACGAUUCUCACGAGUUGGACGGCGCAGGUUAGAUGCGCCGCUGAUGCUUCUGAAGAUGCUUGUCCGAUAUCACCGAAGGCGAUAGUAUCCGACGCGUGUGCCUCUUAUGCGACUCUCGAGCGCCUGAACACCCAAGUCAAGCCGGCUAUUGAUGAUCUGACGAAGACGACCGACUUCUUCUCCCACUACAGAGUCAACCUUUUCCACAAGGGAUGUCCGUUCUGGAACGAUGAGAAUGGCAUGUGUGGCAACAGGGCCUGUGCCGUAGCCACCCUCGACAACGAAGAGGAUAUACCCGAGGUCUGGCGAGCCGAAGAGCUGAGCAAACUCGAAGGCCCCAGGGCGAAGCAUCCAAAUAGGAGUGUACAAAUACAGAGGCCUGAGAAGCCCCUCGGAGGCGACUUGGGAGAGGAUGUGGGCGAGAGUUGUGUCGUCGAAUACGAUGACGAAUGCGAUGAACGAGAUUAUUGUGUGCCGGAGGACGAGAGCGCUACUUCCAAGGGCGACUACGUUAGCCUCUUGCAGAACCCUGAGAGGUUCACGGGUUACGCUGGCGACGGCGCGAAGCAGGUGUGGGAUGCCAUCUACCGGGAGAACUGCUUCCAGACUAGUUCUUUCCCCAAGUCAUCCCAACCCGGAGUAUCAGACUGGACACCCAAGGGUCCCGCGGCCUUCGAUUUCAAACAUGUCCUCGAGGUCGCCGGUCGACAGCAUGCCCUGGAACAGAAACGCCAGGAAAACCCCAACACGCCCUUCGUCUCUCAAACCGGUCUCGAGCUCGAAGACCAAUGUAUCGAGAAGCGCGUGUUCUACCGGGUCAUUUCCGGCAUGCACGCGAGUAUCAGCACGCAUCUCUGCUGGGACUUCUUGAACCAGACCACUGGCGAAUGGACGCCCAACGUCGCGUGUUACGAGAACCGACUUCAUAAAUUCCCCGACCGUAUCAGCAAUCUUUACUUUAACUACGCUCUCGUCACCCGGGCCAUUGCGAAGCUGGGCCCGUACCUUCAGGAUCCCGAUUACGUCUUCUGCACUGGUGACAAGCAGCAAGACGCGGAAACUAAGGCGAAGAUCAGGGCCGUGACCGACGCGGCGUCUAGCGUACCACAGAUCUUCGACGAGAGCCUCAUGUUCAAGAACGGCGAGGGCCCGUCCCUGAAGGAGGACUUUAGAAACCGGUUCCGCAACGUCAGCAGACUGAUGGAUUGCGUUGGCUGUGACAAGUGCCGACUGUGGGGUAAGCUCCAGACGGCGGGCUACGGCACGGCGCUGAAGGUGCUUUUCGAAUUCGAUAACGAGAGCAACGAGAUCCCGAGACUUAAGCGCACGGAGCUCGUGGCUCUUUUCAACACCUACGCUCGUGUCAGCAGCUCUCUGAAUGCCAUUGGUCAGUUCCGAGCCAUGGUUGAGAAGCCUCAGUCUCCAGAGGAUGCGGUUUCUUGGACUGUCGACCCAUCCCUCGAGGACGAAUCAACGCAUGGGAAUGCUGUCGAGCCGGAAACAGAUUUAUACGAGGGUGUGAAAGAGGAUGCGAGAGAGAAACCGAAAUCCAAGCAAGAGCGUACAAUUAGGGACGAGUUUGACCUUGAGUUUGCGAGGGUAUGGAAGGCAUUCAAGAUUGUCAUUGGGUCAUGGAUCCGGCUUCCCGGUCUCCUAUGGAACAUCCUGAAGUCUGAAUUGAGCCGACUCUACGAAUUCUACGUCGGAUUGCCCGUCAGCCCCCGAAUUUGGACUAUCAAGUUCCCUCGCCCAGACGAGCUAUAG